GGCGGCGGCGGCGGCGCCCUCCGGGUUGAGAUGGCGGCCGCGUCGGGGACGGGGUUCCAGGAGCUCGGGAUCAGGGACUGGCUGAUCCAGCAGAGCCGGCAGCUGGGCAUCAAGGAGCCGACGCCGGUUCAGGAGCACUGUAUCCCGGCCAUCCUGCGAGGGCAAGACUGCAUGGGCUGUGCCAAGACGGGCAGUGGAAAAACAGCAGCGUUCGUGCUUCCGAUCCUUCAGAAACUCUCCGAGGACCCGUAUGGGAUCUUCUGCCUGGUGCUGUCGCCAACCAGGGAGUUGGCUUCUCAGAUAGCCGAGCAGUUCCAAGUCCUGGGGAAGCCAAUUGGUUUGAAGGAUUGCAUGAUCGUCGGGAGAAUGGACAUGGUGAAACAGGCCCUGGAGCUCUCCAGAAAACCUCACGUCGUCAUAGCAACUCCAGGCCGACUGGCCGACCACCUGAAGAGCUCCAACACUUUCAACUUGAAGAAAAUUAAAUUUCUGGUUUUGGACGAAGCUGACCGGCUGCUGGAGCAAGGCUGCACCGACUUCACCAAGGACCUGGAGGUCAUCCUGGGCGCCAUCCCUGCCAAACGGCAGACACUGCUCUUCAGUGCCACACUGACGGACACGCUCCAGGAGCUGAAGAAGAUUGCGAUGAACCGUCCAUUCUUCUGGGAGUCCAAGUCUGAAGUUCGCACAGUAGAUGAGCUGGAGCAACGCUAUCUUCUGAUCCCAGAGCGAAUGAAGGAAGCUUAUCUUGUUCACUUGAUCCAGAAGACUCAGGAUGAACAUGAGGAUUGGUCCAUCAUGAUCUUCACCAACACGUGCAAAAUGUGCCAGGUUCUGAACAUGAUGCUGCGGAAAUUCAGAUUUCCCUGUGUGGCUCUGCACUCAAUGAUGCAACAGAAGCAGAGGUUCGCUGCUCUUGCCAAGUUCAAAUCCAGCGUCUUCAAGAUCCUCGUCGCCACGGAUGUGGCCGCUCGCGGUCUCGACAUCCCCACAGUCCAGAUGGUUAUCAAUCACAACACGCCAGGCCUGCCCAAAAUCUACAUCCACCGCGUGGGCCGGACUGCACGAGCAGGUCGUCAUGGCAUUUCCAUCACUCUGGUGACACAGUACGACAUCCACCUGCUUCACGCCAUUGAGGAAGAAAUCAAAUCCAAACUGAAGGAUUAUCCCGCGGAUGAGAAGGAAGUGCUGCGUAUCCUCACUCACGUGAACGUCACACGGCGAGAAUGUGAGAUUGAACUUGAAUCGACCGAUUUCGAUGAAAAGAAGGAGAUUAACAAAAAGAAACAGAUGAUUCUGGAAGGGAAGGAUCCAGACCUGGAGGAGAAACGGAAAAGCGAACUGGCUAAAAUUAAGAAAGAGAAACGGAAGUUCAAAGAGCGGAUUCAGGAGACAUUGGAGAAGCAGAAGGAAGCUCAGCUGAAGCACAAAUUGCUGAAGCGAAGGAGGAAAGAGAAAGAGGCUGCCAAAGGAGAAUGAGCUGCCAACUGGGGGCAGGUUACCGGGAACUCAGGACAGACUCAUCGCUGGGCCCUUCUUGAUGAACUCAAACCUUUUCAAAACAUUAAUUCCCAUCUGAAAAAACAAGGAUCUAAGACUUCUUUCGGUGACUUGAGCUGAUUGUACCUCACACCCAAUGGAUUCUAGUCCUGAACAUAUGCAGCAGCCACUCUGUGUAUGACACACAAUCAGUGUAUAUUUCUUAAGAGCGACUGCUUUUUAUUCUGCAACUCAGCUAUUGCAGAGUUGCUAUUGGGCAGUUUGUGGCUCAGAUACCAGUCUUUUAAUAAUCCUUGCAUUUGACACAACGCCUUAUCACGUCUUCGAGACGGCUCAAAGUGCUUCACAGAAUAAAGUGUAAAGUGAAUUGACUUUUUUUUCUAGUUGGCAAAACUUUUCCUCUGAAGUGGUUGACUCCUGUUAAAGGGUAAGGUUUCAAUACCUCACUAGACCAUUGGAGUAUUGAGCAUUGAUUGACAGGAUAUUCGACUUAGAAAAGCAUCUCAAGCGAGCUUAGUCCCACUCACUUGAAAUGACUUAAGGAUUUCACCUGAUACAGUACCACGUGGUUGAUUUGUGUGCGUAAGUACCUGUCAAAUCAUAAUCUGGAUACCCUAACAUCUAGCAAAAUAAAAGACAGACAAUGAAUGCC
Messenger RNA from Callorhinchus milii (elephant shark), 2152 nucleotides. RefSeq names its product DEAD (Asp-Glu-Ala-Asp) box polypeptide 49 (gene ddx49). Gene Ontology annotation, molecular function: nucleic acid binding; RNA helicase activity; ATP binding. Lineage: Eukaryota; Metazoa; Chordata; Chondrichthyes; Chimaeriformes; Callorhinchidae. The record is from RefSeq and is a predicted model, not a curated record. The coding region runs from base 31 to 1479 and encodes 482 amino acids. The transcript has 13 exons.